AUGAGAACGGUCGAGGAAGCCAACAUUCCUGCGGUAAGGAAUGGGGAAAUAGAGAGGUUUGAAUGACGAAUUUAUUAUGCUUGGACACAAUUAGCGGCAGAAUUAGUCGACACGCGGAUAGAAAUAUUUUCUUUUUUAACGAGAUUUGGCCCUUACCGAAGACAACCUUUAAAGAUUUCAAGGAGUAACUGAUACUUUCGAAAAUCUUCAUUAUUAAAUAAUAAAGAAAGGCAAGCUUUUGGCGUGACUAAAUUUCAAUCUCAAUCACUUCUUGACCUUCAGAAGAACUACUAUGUCGCUGGAAAAGUCUUAUCCAGACAACAAAUGCAGUUUUACCAUGAAAAUGGCUACAUCGUUCUGAAAAGAUAUAUCUCUCCGAAAGAUCUGGAGAAAUACAGGUAGAUUCUUUUUCUAUAAUAUAAUAUCAUUAACGUAGAGCGACGUCCAUGACACCCCAAAAUACAACCCGAUUAUUUAGAAACCGUUUCAACGACAUCUGCGACGGCAAAAACGUCCCGAAGGACAUGACAAUCAUGCGAGAUGUCAGCUAUGCAGCAAUGAAAAAGCCAGCGGUGGAACGGACGGUCCUGAAGGUGCAGGACUUCAAUAACGACCCAAUAAUGUUCAGCUACUGCAAAACCCCACAAAUCGUUGAAGUUGUUCAAGAUCUUAUCGGAACACCGAACUCAACUCUGAUGGCAAUGCAUGGAAUGCUCAUAAAUAAACCUCCAGACGCUGGAAAUCUGUCAACCAGACAUCCAAUGCAUCAGGAUUCGCACUUCUUCCCAUUCAGGUAGAAUUUAAAAGAAUUUUAAAGUGGAAUUACUGAGUUGUUGGAAUAUUAAGUGUUUACUGACAGUUAGUCAAAAAAGGUGCCCUACUUUAGGUAGGCUAAUUGUUGCCUGAGCUGUUUUUAAAAGGGGUUUUUUUGGCUUUCCUAAUUUUGAAUUGAAUCUAGCCUGUAGAAGCUGUUGAACGCUUUUUCAACUCAUAGUCCAAUAUUUUCAUAACGGUCUAUUUUAUCAACAUGCAUUUUUUAGGCCAGUCGAUUACGUUUGUUGUGCCUGGACGGCCAUGGAGAAAGUGAACCGAGCCAACGGCUGUCUCGUCGUAGUCCCAGGGACCCAUAGACUCCCGCUCCUCGAGCAUGGCUAUCCCAAAUGGGAGGGCGGGGUGAACAAAGCCUUUUAUGGAGUCACCGACUUCGACCCCAAUUCUCCUCGAGUUCAUUUGGAGAUGGAGGCGGGGGAUACCGUAUUCUUUCACCCAAAUCUUCUCCAUGGAAGCGGAGCCAACCGAACGGAAGGGUUCAGAAAAGCCAUUUCUUGCCAUUAUGCGAACGGCAGCGUCUGUGAUUACAUUGAUGUUGGGGGGACCAAUCAAGAACAAGUCGAGAAAGUGAUGAUGGAUGUGUUGAAGGCGCGCUCUCAACGUCUUGGACUACCGUAUGACGCGAAUUGGAAGCUAAAAGAUCUGUGGCGAGGCAGAGCAAGGCCGGUUCUUGGACAGAGAGCGAGAUUGUAG
Bursaphelenchus xylophilus (pine wood nematode) is the source of this 1524-nucleotide messenger RNA. The record is from the annotation of a GenBank genome assembly. NCBI's taxonomy places the organism in Eukaryota, Metazoa, Nematoda, Chromadorea, Rhabditida, Aphelenchoididae.